Phyllostomus discolor (pale spear-nosed bat) is the source of this 4775-nucleotide messenger RNA. RefSeq names its product dihydropyrimidinase like 5 (gene DPYSL5). Gene Ontology annotation, molecular function: hydrolase activity, acting on carbon-nitrogen (but not peptide) bonds, in cyclic amides. The transcript is spliced from 13 exons. The record is from RefSeq and is a predicted model, not a curated record. Lineage: Eukaryota; Metazoa; Chordata; Mammalia; Chiroptera; Phyllostomidae. The coding region runs from base 121 to 1815 and encodes 564 amino acids. Gene Ontology annotation, cellular component: cytosol; cytoplasm.
CGAGCGCGCGUGCAGCAGCCGCCGCCGCCCCGAGCACCCGCAGCUCCGGCGCCGCGGCGACACCCGGGAGAGACGGACGGACCCGCAGACCCUCGCAGCCGCAGCUUCCCGGAAGAGAACAUGCUUGCCAACUCGGCCAGCGUGCGGAUCCUCAUCAAGGGAGGCAAGGUGGUGAAUGACGACUGCACCCACGAGGCGGACGUCUACAUCGAGAAUGGCAUCAUCCAGCAGGUGGGCCGCGAGCUCAUGAUCCCCGGAGGGGCCAAGGUGAUCGACGCCACCGGGAAGCUGGUGAUCCCUGGCGGCAUCGACACCAGCACCCACUUCCACCAGACCUUCAUGAACGCCACCUGCGUGGACGACUUCUACCACGGGACCAAGGCAGCGCUCGUCGGAGGGACCACCAUGAUCAUCGGCCACGUGCUGCCCGACAAGGAGACCUCCCUCGUGGACGCCUACGAGAAGUGCCGGGGUCUGGCCGACCCCAAGGUCUGCUGUGACUACGCUCUGCACGUGGGGAUCACCUGGUGGGCCCCGAAGGUGAAGGCAGAAAUGGAGACGCUGGUGAGGGAGAAGGGUGUCAACUCGUUCCAGAUGUUCAUGACCUACAAGGACCUGUACAUGCUCCGGGACAGCGAGCUGUACCAAGUGUUUCACGCUUGCAGAGACAUCGGGGCGAUCGCCCGAGUCCACGCCGAGAACGGAGAGCUCGUGGCCGAGGGCGCUAAGGAGGCGCUGGAUCUGGGCAUCACCGGCCCGGAAGGCAUUGAGAUCAGCCGCCCGGAAGAGGUGGAAGCUGAAGCCACCCACCGAGUUAUCACCAUUGCAAACAGGACUCACUGUCCCAUCUACCUGGUCAACGUGUCCAGCAUCUCGGCUGGCGAUGUCAUUGCAGCUGCUAAGAUGCAAGGGAAGGUCGUGCUGGCCGAGACCACCACCGCACACGCCACGCUGACAGGCUUACACUACUACCACCAGGACUGGUCCCACGCGGCCGCCUACGUCACAGUGCCUCCCCUGAGACUGGACACCAACACCUCGACCUACCUCAUGAGCCUGCUGGCCAACGAUACUCUGAACAUCGUGGCGUCAGACCACCGGCCUUUCACCACCAAGCAGAAAGCUAUGGGCAAGGAGGACUUCACCAAGAUCCCACAUGGCGUGAGUGGCGUGCAGGACCGCAUGAGCGUCAUCUGGGAGAGAGGCGUGGUUGGAGGAAAGAUGGACGAGAACCGUUUUGUGGCCGUCACCAGUUCCAACGCGGCAAAGAUUCUCAACCUGUACCCGCGCAAGGGCCGCAUCAUCCCGGGAGCCGAUGCCGACGUGGUGGUGUGGGACCCGGAAGCCACCAAGACCAUCUCGGCCAGCACGCAGGUGCAGGGAGGAGACUUCAACCUGUACGAGAACAUGCGCUGCCACGGCGUGCCGCUGGUCACCAUCAGCCGGGGGCGGGUCGUGUACGAGAACGGUGUGUUCAUGUGCGCCGAGGGCACCGGCAAGUUCUGUCCCCUGCGGUCCUUCCCAGACACCGUUUACAAGAAGCUGGUCCAGAGAGAAAAGACCUUAAAGGUUAGGGGAGUGGACCGCACUCCCUACCUGGGUGAUGUCGCUGUGGUUGUGCAUCCUGGGAAAAAAGAGAUGGGAACGCCACUCGCAGACACUCCUACCCGGCCCGUGACCCGACACGGGGGCAUGAGGGACCUUCACGAAUCCAGCUUCAGCCUCUCUGGUUCUCAGAUUGACGACCACGUUCCAAAGCGAGCUUCGGCUCGAAUCCUUGCUCCCCCUGGAGGCAGGUCGAGCGGCAUUUGGUAAAGGCACCAACCAGCCCCCGCAAGCGAGGAUGCACCGCUGCCACCAGCCCGCACACCCUCCAGCCGCAGCUGCAGGGGCGGGAGAGGCUGGGCCGGGCAGCUCACCACCUGAGGGGCCACAGGACCCGGGAGCCCUCCCCACGUCUGACACGCGAUUCACUGUGCUUCGAGCCGACCCUAACAGGCACUUUGAGAUGUGUUCCUCCUGCUGCAGUCCUUCCCUGCCCGGCCCCGUGGGGCCCGGGAAGCUCACACUAUGCACAGAGCCCAACGCAUAGAGCCCGGCCCAGCCCCUCCUCUCUCCCCUGCCCCCACGGGCUGGCUUCGGGAAGGCCCAGGCUGCAGUGCCCUGCCCCUGGCCAACCCGCCAGUUGUCCGGAGCACUUUAGCAGAUGUGCUUUAAAAGGACUCCCUUCCCCACCCCCGUAGGCCCCGGGGUCACCUUUCUCAAGCUAGACAGGUGUUGGCUGCCCAGCCAUGCCCAGAAUGUCCCGUUUUCCCUGACUCGACUCCGGCCCUGUGUGGGUGCGGAUGGGACACCCUGGGUGUGGGUGUGGUUGGGACACUCUGCGCCCUUUGCCAGCUCCUUCCUCCUCCCACCCCGCCCUCCGCGAGUCGCGCCCAGAAGAGCUAGCUGGGCGGGGUGCCAGGCUGGUGCCGGGCGCGUGUACAUGAUUUGUUUUGCACGUUUGGUUUGCGCCGUGGUUUGGUUCAACUUGUUUGUGCAUCCCGUGAGAAAUAACGGUGCUUUGUGUCGCUAGCAUAGCAUAGAAACAGGAAUAGAUGUGGACCUUAGGAGAUGCUGCACUCGACACCGACCAGACGGCCCGGAACACGGGUCGGGGAGGGUGCUGGACUUGCAGGCCCCCCUUCUCCCCACAGGAGUCUUCCAGGCUGCACAGGCCCUGUCCCAGGCCCUAUGCCCACCCCUCCCCUUCCCGGUCUAGUUCCCCAGAUUCUGACAGGGGGCCCGGGAUGCUGGCCCCGGGGAACUUUGGGGAGCGAGGAGACCUUUGCCCAUCUCUGGCCCUGAUCACUCCCAGCAGUAACGCCCCCAACCACCCGUAAACCCAGCUUCCUGUAAACUCCCCCUACUGGGGACACAGAGGCCUAGCUGCUCCUCCUGUGUGAUUGGCAUGGCGCCUGGUGCCUGCUAAGAGAGGGGGAGCAGGGCUAGGGGGAGGGGGCCGGCCCGUGCGUGCCCGGGAGGAGACCAGGCCAGCGGGACCUGACUGUACAACCCACACUGCUGCGCCGGGGCUCCAGUCUCCUGCGCUCAGCACCCUGCCCUCACCUGCUGUGGCCACCUCCGCCUCCCACAUCCAGCUGGGCCCUCCCUGCCUCCAAAGGGCCAGGGGGUUUCCAUGGAAACACUAGGGGCUUGGGUGAACUCCACCCUGAGUGAACUGGGGAGUGACCCAGCUGCCCGCCCUCUGGAAGCCUCGUCCUCCCCUCGGGGAAGCGACUUCACGUUGCACGUUCCGUGUGAGCGCCCCAGGCAGCGCAUGGCUGCUAGUCUCUUGGGCUAGUGGUCGUGCCCCGUACAUUUCUGUUGUGCUUCUCAUUUCUCAAAGCACUUCCAUACACGAGCUCUCCAUUGCUUCUCACAGCACGGCAUGUGUUAUUCUCCCCCUUUCAAAGGUGAGGCCCGGGAAGCUUAGGCCUUCUGACCCCGGAAGUGUCCGUAACCACCCUUAGGAGCCUGGCUGUCUGCCCCUGCCAUGGAGAGGAAGAGUGGGGUGAUGGCCCUUGUAGACCCUACCGAGAGUGUAACCGGUUAGAAGACUCACCACCCUGGUAGGCAUUUUGCUUUGUUUUGCACAGAUAGGUAGGUUUUUGUCCUGAACAAAUUAAUGCAUCUUCACUGUGUGAGCCAGAACUAGUUUCUUGUUGGGGGGUUCCCCUGCGGGUUGAGCCGCCUCCACACCCUCACUUGUCGCUUCACGCUCAUCUUCCUCACUCCGGGGCUAAGCUGACAGAGACCGCAGCCCAGGGAGCAGAGGCAGCAAAGGCAGUCACCGAGGGGGGCAGCCAUGGGGGCGGGCGCCAGGGUCCGGGCCGGGACACCGUGGCGCUGAGCCCGUGGUACAGCGCGCAGCAUCUUUCUCUCUUCCAGCCCUUGCUGGGUCAUGGGCCUUGGGCAGAUGCCAAAGAGCUGAGCAGUGGUGGCGGCCCACGGGCAGGGCGUCCCUGCUUGGGCUAGGAAAGCUUUACCUCCUCCGAGUGCCUCCACCUGAGAGAUGCACGGCCUGGGCUCUGGGAGACCACACCUGGGAGUGGUCCGCCGUGGCCUUCCACUCCAUCCACCCCGAUCCUGACACAGACCCCACCCUUGCCCAGCAGCUUCUAGGUGAAAAUCAGAGGGAGGUUCGAGGAACCAAAUAAAUGGCCAGCCCCCACCACCCGCUCCUUGCCCCCGUGCAGAGCCCCGGCCAGCUCCGCCUCCAGCACGGCGGGCUCCUCCCUGCUUGGAAUGAAAGGGUCUCUGGUUGCACUGAAUGCAGCUCUCAAACUGGUCUUGUACUUGCUGAAUAAAUACUGUCGUUCUUGCCUUAGCUGCUCUCUAGGUGUGUGGGGUUAAGUUACAGAAAAUUGUGCUCCUGUGUGUGUGUGUGUGUGUGUGUGUAGUGCUAGGAGUCCACAGUAGGUCUCUGUCAAGCCAAUGCCGUGACGAGGGCUUUUCCCAUACUGACCCAGAAACCACAGAACCACACAGACACCCAACCCCCUCCAGCUGCCCAGGCGGCAGGCACAGCCUGGGGUCGGGACGGAGCCUCCAGCCCCCCAGCACCCAAGUGACUUCCUCACUCCUCUGUAAAAGUCAUGGUGCUAAGAUUGUGUGAACCCCAAGACAACACACGGUCCUGUGCUUUGGCCCCCCAUUUGAGGCAAAAACAAAACAAAACAGCCCAACACAUCGUGUUCUGGUGCAGGUUUGUAUUAAACUGUAGCUACUUCUCA